CCUCCCUUCGCCCGGCGCGGUCCCGUUCGCCUCUCGCUCGCCUCCCGCCUCCCCUCGGUCUCCCGAGGCGCCCGGGCUCCCAGCGCGGCGGCGGAGGGGGCGGGAAGGCCGGCGGACGGUGAUGUGGCGGGACUCUUUAUGCGCUGCGGCAGGAUACGCGCUCGGGCGCCGGGACGCGGCUGCGCUCAGUUCUCUCCUCUCGGAAGCUGCAGCCAUGAUGGAAGUUUGAGAGUUGAGCCGCUGUGAGGCGAGGCCGGGCUCAGGCGAGGGAGAUGAGAGACGGCGGCGGCCGCGGCCCGGAGCCCCUCUCAGCGCCUGUGAGCAGCCGCGGGGGCAGCGCCCUCCGGGAGCCGGCCGGCCUGCGGCGGCGGCAGCGGCGGCGUUUCUCGCCUCCUCUUCGUCUUUUCUAACCAUACAGCCUCUUCCUCGGCUUCUCCUGAAAGGGAAGGUGGAAGCCGUGGGCUCGGGCGGGAGCCGGCUGAGGCGCGGCGGCGGCGGCACCUCCCGCUCCUGGAGCGGGGGGGGGAAGCGGCGGCGGCGGCGGCCGCGGCGGCUGCAGCUCCAGGGAGGGGGUCUGAGUCGCCUGUCACCAUUUCCAGGGCUGGGAACGCCGGAGAGUUGGUCUCUCCCCUUCUACUGCCUCCAACACGGCGGCGGCGGCGGCGGCACAUCCACGGACCCGGGCCGGUUUUAAACCUCCCGUCCGCCGCCGCCGCACCCCCAGUGGCCCGGGCUCCGGAGGCCGCCGGAGGAGGCAGCCGUUCGGAGGAUUAUUCGUCUUCUCCCCAUUCCGCUGCCGCCGCUGCCAGGCCUCUGGCUGCUGAGGAGAAGCAGGCCCAGUCGCUGCAACCAUCCAGCAGCCGCCGCAGCAGCCAUUACCCGGCUGCGGUCCAGAGCCAAGCGGCGGCAGAGCGAGGGGCAUCAGCUACCGCCAAGUCCAGAGCCAUUUCCAUCCUGCAGAAGAAGCCCCGCCACCAGCAGCUUCUGCCAUCUCUUUCCUCCUUUUUCUUCAGCCACAGGCUCCCAGACAUGACAGCCAUCAUCAAAGAGAUCGUUAGCAGAAACAAAAGGAGAUACCAAGAGGAUGGAUUCGACUUAGACUUGACCUAUAUUUAUCCAAACAUUAUUGCUAUGGGAUUUCCUGCAGAAAGACUUGAAGGCGUAUACAGGAACAAUAUUGAUGAUGUAGUAAGGUUUUUGGAUUCAAAGCAUAAAAACCAUUACAAGAUAUACAAUCUUUGUGCUGAAAGACAUUAUGACACCGCCAAAUUUAAUUGCAGAGUUGCACAAUAUCCUUUUGAAGACCAUAACCCACCACAGCUAGAACUUAUCAAACCCUUUUGUGAAGAUCUUGACCAAUGGCUAAGUGAAGAUGACAAUCAUGUUGCAGCAAUUCACUGUAAAGCUGGAAAGGGACGAACUGGUGUAAUGAUUUGUGCAUAUUUAUUACAUCGGGGCAAAUUUUUAAAGGCACAAGAGGCCCUAGAUUUCUAUGGGGAAGUAAGGACCAGAGACAAAAAGGGAGUAACUAUUCCCAGUCAGAGGCGCUAUGUGUAUUAUUAUAGCUACCUGUUAAAGAAUCAUCUGGAUUAUAGACCAGUGGCACUGUUGUUUCACAAGAUGAUGUUUGAAACUAUUCCAAUGUUCAGUGGCGGAACUUGCAAUCCUCAGUUUGUGGUCUGCCAGCUAAAGGUGAAGAUAUAUUCCUCCAAUUCAGGACCCACACGACGGGAAGACAAGUUCAUGUACUUUGAGUUCCCUCAGCCGUUACCUGUGUGUGGUGAUAUCAAAGUAGAGUUCUUCCACAAACAGAACAAGAUGCUAAAAAAGGACAAAAUGUUUCACUUUUGGGUAAAUACAUUCUUCAUACCAGGACCAGAGGAAACCUCAGAAAAAGUAGAAAAUGGAAGUCUAUGUGAUCAAGAAAUUGAUAGCAUUUGCAGUAUAGAGCGUGCAGAUAAUGACAAGGAAUAUCUAGUACUUACUUUAACAAAAAAUGAUCUUGACAAAGCAAAUAAAGACAAAGCCAACCGAUACUUUUCUCCAAAUUUUAAGGUGAAGCUGUACUUCACAAAAACAGUAGAGGAGCCGUCAAAUCCAGAGGCUAGCAGUUCAACUUCUGUAACACCAGAUGUUAGUGACAAUGAACCUGAUCAUUAUAGAUAUUCUGACACCACUGACUCUGAUCCAGAGAAUGAACCUUUUGAUGAAGAUCAGCAUACACAAAUUACAAAAGUCUGAAUUUUUUUUUAUCAAGAGGGAUAAAACACCAUGAAAACAAACUUGAAUAAACUGAAAAUGGACCUUUUUUUUUUUUAAUGGCAAUAGGACAUUGUGUCAGAUUACCAGUUAUAGGAACAAUUCUCUUUUCCUGACCAAUCUUGUUUUACCCUAUACAUCCACAGGGUUUUGACACUUGUUGUCCAGUUGAAAAAAGGUUGUGUAGCUGUGUCAUGUAUAUACCUUUUUGUGUCAAAAGGACAUUUAAAAUUCAAUUAGGAUUAAUAAAGAUGGCACUUUCCCAUUUUAUUCCAGUUUUAUAAAAAGUGGAGACAGACUGAUGUGUAUACGUAGGAAUUUCUUCCUUUUGUGUUCUGUCACCAACUGAAGUGGCUAAAGAGCUUUGUGAUAUACUGGUUCACAUCCUACCCCUUUGCACUUGUGGCAACAGAUAAGUUUGCAGUUGGCUAAGAGAAGUUUCCGAAGGGUUUUGCUACAUUCUAAUGCAUGUAUUCGGGUUAGGGGAAUGGAGGGAAUGCUCAGAAAGGAAAUAAUUUUAUGCUGGACUCUGGACCAUAUACCAUCUCCAGCUAUUUACACACACCUUUCUUUAGCAUGCUACAGUUAUUAAUCUGGACAUUCGAGGAAUUGGCCGCUGUCACUGCUUGUUGUUUGCGCAUUUUUUUUUUUAAAGCAUAUUGGUGCUAGAAAAGGCAGCUAAAGGAAGUGAAUCUGUAUUGGGGUACAGGAAUGAACCUUCUGCAACAUCUUAAGAUCCACAAAUGAAGGGAUAUAAAAAUAAUGUCAUAGGUAAGAAACACAGCAACAAUGACUUAACCAUAUAAAUGUGGAGGCUAUCAACAAAGAAUGGGCUUGAAACAUUAUAAAAAUUGACAAUGAUUUAUUAAAUAUGUUUUCUCAAUUGUAACGACUUCUCCAUCUCCUGUGUAAUCAAGGCCAGUGCUAAAAGUCAGAUGCUAUUAGUACCUACAUCAGUCAACAACUUACACUUAUUUUACUAGUUUUCAAUCAUAUACCUGCUGUGGAUGCUUCAUGUGCUGCCUGCAAGCUUCUUUUUUCUCAUUAAAUAUAAAAUAUUUUGUAAUGCUGCACAGAAAUUUUCAAUUUGAGAUUCUACAGUAAGCGUUUUUUUCUUUGAAGAUUUAUGAUGCACUUAUUCAAUAGCUGUCAGCCGUUCCACCCUUUUGACCUUACACAUUCUAUUACAAUGAGUUUUGCAGUUUUGCACAUUUUUUAAAUGUCAUUAACUGUUAGGGAAUUUUACUUGAAUACUGAAUACAUAUAAUGUUUAUAUUAAAAAGGACAUUUGUGUUAAAAAGGAAAUUAGAGUUGCAGUAAACUUUCAAUGCUGCACACACAAAAAAGACAUUUGAUUUUUCAGUAGAAAUUGUCCUACAUGUGCUUUAUUGAUUUGCUAUUGAAAGAAUAGGGUUUUGUUUUGUUUUGUUUUGUUUUUUUUAAUGUGCAGUGUUGAAUCAUUUCUUCAUAGUGCUCCCCCGAGUUGGGACUAGGGCUUCAAUUUCACUUCUUAAAAAAAAUCAUUAUAUAUUUGAUAUGCCCAGACUGCAUAUGAUUUUAAGCGGAGUACAACUACUAUUGUAAAGCUAAUGUGAAGAUACUAUUAAAAAGGAUUUUUUUUCCAGAAAUUUGGUGUCUUCAAAUUAUACCUUCACCUUGACAUUUGAAUAUCCAGCCAUUAUAUUUCUUAAUGAUAUAAAAUUCCAUUUUCAAUAACUUAUUGGUGCUGAAAUUGUUCACUAGCUGUGGUCUGACCUAGUUAAUUUACAAAUUCAGAUUGAAUAGGACCUACUAGAGCAGCAUUUAUAGAGUUUGAUGGCAGAUAGAUUAGGCAGAACUUCAUCUAAAAUAUUCUUAGUAAAUAAUGUUGACAUGUUUUACAUACCUUGUCAGUUUCAUUCAACAAUUUUUAAAUUUUUAACAAAGCUCUUAGGAUUUACACAUUUAUAUUUAAACAUUGAUAUAUAGAGUAUUGAUUGAUUGCUCAUAAGUUAAAUUGGUAAAGUUAGAGACAAUUAUUCCUAACACCUCACCAUUGAAAUUUAUAUGCCACCUUGUCUUUCAUAAAAGCUGAAAAUUGUUACCUAAAAUGAGAAUCAACUUCAUGUUUUGAAGAUAGUUAUAAAUAUUGUUCUUUGUUACAAUUUUGGGCACCGCAUACUAAAACGUAACUUUUAUUGUUCCAAUAUGUAACAUGGAGGGCCAGGUCAUAAAUAAUGACAUUAUAAUGGGCUUUUGCACUGUUAUUAUUUUUCCUUUGGAAUGUGAAGGUCUGAAUGAGGGUUUUGAUUUUGAAUGUUUCAAUGUUUUUGAGAAGCCUUGCUUACAUUUUAUGGUGUAGUCAUUGGAAAUGGAAAAAUGGCAUUAUAUAUAUUAUAUAUAUAAAUAUAUAUUAUACAUACUCUCCUUACUUUAUUUCAGUUACCAUCCCCAUAGAAUUUGACAAGAAUUGCUAUGACUGAAAGGUUUUCGAGUCCUAAUUAAAACUUUAUUUAUGGCAGUAUUCAUAAUUAGCCUGAAAUGCAUUCUGUAGGUAAUCUCUGAGUUUCUGGAAUGUUUUCUUAGACUUUUUGGAUGUGCAGCAGCUUACAUGUCUGAAGUUACUUGAAGGCAUCACUUUUAAGAAAGCUUACAGUUGGGCCCUGUACCAUCCCAAGUCCUUUGUAGCUCCUCUUGAACAUGUUUGCCAUACUUUUAAAAGGGUAGUUGAAUAAAUAGCGUCACCAUUCUUUGCUGUGGCACAGGCUAUAAACUUAAGUGGAGUUUACCGGCAGCAUCAAAUGUUUCAGCUUUAAAAAAUAAAAGUAGGGUACAAGUUUAAUGUUUAGUUCUAGAAAUUUUGUGCAAUAUGUUCAUAACGAUGGCUGUGGUUGCCACAAAGUGCCUCGUUUACCUUUAAAUACUGUUAAUGUGUCAUGCAUGCAGAUGGAAGGGGUGGAACUGUGCACUAAAGUGGGGGCUUUAACUGUAGUGUUUGGCAGAGUUGCCUUCUACCUGCCAGUUCAAAAGUUCAAGUUCAACCUGUUUUCAUAUAGAAUAUAUAUACUAAAAAAUUUCAGUCUGUUAAACAGCCUUACUCUGAUUCAGCCUCUUCAGAUACUCUUGUGCUGUGCAGCAGUGGCUCUGUGUGUAAAUGCUAUGCACUGAGGAUACACAAAAAUACCAAUAUGAUGUGUACAGGAUAAUGCCUCAUCCCAAUCAGAUGUCCAUUUGUUAUUGUGUUUGUUAACAACCCUUUAUCUCUUAGUGUUAUAAACUCCACUUAAAACUGAUUAAAGUCUCAUUCUUGUCAUUGUGUGGGUGUUUUAUUAAAUGAGAGUUUAUAAUUCAAAUUGCUUAAAUCCAUUGAAGUUUUAAUUAAUGGGCAGCCAAAUGUGAAUAAAAAGUUUUCAGUUUUUUUUUUUCCUGCUGUCCUUCAAAGCCUACUGUUUAAAAAAAAAAAAAAA
This is a messenger RNA of Nomascus leucogenys (northern white-cheeked gibbon), 5705 nucleotides long. RefSeq names its product phosphatase and tensin homolog (gene PTEN). Gene Ontology annotation, biological process: phosphatidylinositol dephosphorylation; phosphatidylinositol 3-kinase/protein kinase B signal transduction; cell motility. The transcript has 9 exons. NCBI's taxonomy places the organism in Eukaryota, Metazoa, Chordata, Mammalia, Primates, Hylobatidae. Gene Ontology annotation, molecular function: phosphatidylinositol-3,4,5-trisphosphate 3-phosphatase activity; inositol-1,3,4,5-tetrakisphosphate 3-phosphatase activity; phosphatidylinositol-3,4-bisphosphate 3-phosphatase activity. Bases 1030 to 2241 code for a protein of 403 amino acids. The record is from RefSeq and is a predicted model, not a curated record. Gene Ontology annotation, cellular component: cytosol; plasma membrane; cell projection.